CCGCCACAGCCAUCUCUCCCUCUCUUCUCCUUCAGCCGACGUACACACGCUCCCUGUCUUCUUCCUCACGGUGGCCAGCAGGGAGCUCGGCCAGCAGCCAUGGCCUCCUCCACUUCUUCCCCAUGGAAGCCGGCUCCCUCUCCAUGCUCCCUCCCUAGCCGAGCACCUCCAGCAGCCAUGGCCGAGCUUCUUUUCUCCCCUGCUGUCCCCCUGCGCGCAGGGAGCACCAAGGCCAGCGCCCCCUUCCUCCCAUGGCGUGCGUGGAGCCGCCCCCUACGGCCAGCGCCACUGCGACCUCUAGCCCCUGUGCUCGGCGUCCUUCUUCCACCUCCGGCCGACCUCCACCUUCCUGCUCCAUGGCUGCCCAGCAGCAGGAAACUUUCUCCCCUCCCUGCUCCAUUUUUUUCCCUGUGCCCUCCUCUGCAAACAGCGAGCCCCCUCCUCGCUGUUCUCCGUGGUGCCCGCCGGCUGUUCGUAAAAAUGUGCAGCAAGCCGCAUGCUGCCGGCUCGCUGUUUUGUGAAGCCCGGUGGACAGCACGUCGUGACGCUCGCCGGGCGUUUGCUGUUUUUGGCGCAGACCCGCUCGCGAUGUCAUCGACCCUCGCCACCGUCAAAGUCGCGCUCCGCGCUUGGCCGUUCGACGAAAUGCCAAGCCUUGUGGACAGCCCAUGUGACUAGCCUCGAUUCGUCCAGGUUGUUCACUUGGUAUUUUGUGGAUUAAUCUGUUUAAGCUUUGGUCUAUGUUGUGCAUGUGUAAGAAAAUGUAUUUGUGUGGAUUGAAGUUCGUGGCGAAAGAAAAAGAAGUAGAAAAGAACUCGAACGUUUUUAUAUUUCGAUAGGAAUAUAUGCGAUGUAUUGUUGAGGUGUGCGAUUUGUAGUUUGUCUAAUUACGUUUUGGGUCGAUGUGGUGUAUAGUGGUGUUUGAUUAGAUGUGGGCAUAAAAUGUUUGGAUUAUAUGCCGUGGCAAGGUCGCAUUCACGUUUUGGUAAACACGUGUGUCGUGCUUGUUUUAUGUGAUG
Zea mays is the source of this 1019-nucleotide messenger RNA. RefSeq names its product vegetative cell wall protein gp1. The record is from RefSeq and is a predicted model, not a curated record. The coding region runs from base 100 to 678 and encodes 192 amino acids. The transcript has 2 exons. NCBI's taxonomy places the organism in Eukaryota, Viridiplantae, Streptophyta, Magnoliopsida, Poales, Poaceae.